Ficedula albicollis (Collared flycatcher) is the source of this 3698-nucleotide messenger RNA. It is a transcript of the gene RIPOR3, whose product is annotated as family with sequence similarity 65 member C. The transcript is spliced from 23 exons. Lineage: Eukaryota; Metazoa; Chordata; Aves; Passeriformes; Muscicapidae. The record is from RefSeq and is a predicted model, not a curated record. The coding region runs from base 256 to 2976 and encodes 906 amino acids.
GGGAAGCAGCGAGCGGGACGGAGCCCGCGGCAUCCAGCGGCAAAGGAGCGCUCCGGAGCCGCGGCUUCCUGGAAGCGGAGCCCGGCUGGGCGGCGAUAAGCGACGAUAAGCGGCGAUAAGCGGCGACUGUCGGGGCCCUCCCGAGCGCCCGGACCCGCCGCGACAGCCGCCACGGCAGCGGAGCCGAGCCGCGCUGCGCGCCCGCCGGGCUGAGCGCAGGUGGGCACAGGAGGCAGCCCUCAGUGCCUGGGAGCCAUGUCGGUGAAGCUCACGUUUGUGUCCCCUGGGGACGGGGGUGGCAUCAGCAGGAGCUGCUCCUUCACUGGGUUCAGCACGGUGCAGAGCAGGAAACUGGGCAAGUCCCUCAGCAGAAGCUCAGUGAGAUCAAGGAUGUCACUGAAACCCCCCAAGGCCUAUAAUUCCCUGCAGAAGGGGGCUCUCAUCUGGGAUCCAAAGCCACUGCAGGUGAAGAAAAUUUUUGAAGCUUUGAAGAAAGGACUUAAUGAGUACCUGCAGGCACACCAGGCUGAGCUGGAUUAUCUCUCUGGUCGCCACAGAGAUACCAAGAGGAACUCUAGAUUGGCUUUCUACUAUGACCUGGAUAAGCAAAUCCGCUCUGUGGAGAGGUACAUCAGGAAACUGGAGUUUCACAUCAGCAAGGUAGAAGAGCUCUAUGAGGCUUAUUGCAUCCAGUGCAGGCUGAGGGAUGGGGCCACCAACAUGAAACAAGCCUUCUCCCUGUCCCCUUCCACCAAAGCCUCCAGGGAGAGCCUGCUGGAGCUCUACAGGAACGUCCAGGAGUGCACAGAGGACAUGUGCUUCAUAGAGGGGGCUCUGGAGGUCCACUUGGGAGAGUUCCACGUGAAGAUGAAGGGGCUGGUGGGCUUUGCUCGUCUCUGCCCAGGAGACCAGUAUGAGGUCUUUGUGCGCCUGGGGCGCCAGAAAUGGAGGCUGAGAGGCAAAAUUGAGACUGAUGACAGCCAAACGUGGGAGGAGGAGGAGAAGAUUUUUAUACCCAAUCUGCACGAGAAGUUUGAAAUCAAGGUGACAGAGCUGCGGGGCCUGGCCACCAUCCUGGUGGGGGUGGUCACCUGUGACAGCAUCAACUUCUUCACCACCAAGCCCCAGGCCAUCGUGGUGGACAUCACUGAGCUGGGCACCAUCAAGCUGAGGCUGGAGGUCCUCUGGAACCCCUUUGACACUGAGAACCUGUUCCUGUCACCUGGAAGCACUGCCAAGUUCUCUGUGGGCAGCAGGAAAAGCUCUUUGUACAACUGGACGCCCCCAAACACGCCCAGCUUCAGGGAGAGGUAUUACCUGUCUGUUCUGCAGCACAGGCAGAGCCCGGGCCAGGCAGGGGAGCCGGCUCAGCCUCCCAGCAUCCUGAGCUACCUGGCCGCCUGCGAUUUCGAUGUCCCUGCGAGGAGCAAACCCCAGAACCCCGCGGAGACGAGCGAGGGAGACUCGUUCAGCUCCGAGGAUCAGAAGGGGGCGGAAUCCCGGAGCGCGACCCCGGCGCUGGAGCAGCGGGCGAUCGGCCGGGAGAGCGGGCCGGGGGAGCUGCGGCAUCCCGCCCCGGCUCACAGCACUCUGGACAUCCUGAAGAAAACCCCCUGUGCGGAGGGGUUCCCCAGCAGCCCCCCCAGCUUUCCCGGCCACCGGGGCAGCAGCGGCUCCUUCAGCCGGGCCCGGAGCCGCCGCCUGGCAGAGCAGGAGAGCAUCAGCCAGAGGAGCUGGAACGCUGCGCAGGACCUCCGAGCAGAGGGGCGAGCAAAGCCCAUGGACAGGACCCUGCAGGAGGUGUUCCACCUGCUGAGACCGCGGGGCGAGGGGCAAGCCCAGCUGGAGAGGCUGGAGUGCCGGGUGUCCGCCCUGAGGGACAAACUGAAGCUAAAGACACUCCACAAGCAUUCCUCUGUGGAGAGUUUGAUGGUGGAGACAGUGCUGGAGAGUUUUGAUUUCCUGAACGCUGACUGCAGUGCUGACGAGCUGUCCCUGUUUGGGAGUGUGAGGACAGGCAGUGUCAGCACGUACAAUGACAAUGUGCUGCAGUCCCUGAGCUGUGACACCAGAGCAGAAGCACGAGACGUAACCACUGGGGAUGACAACCUGGACGUGCUGUUGAUAACACACCUGAGGCUGUGCAAAGGUCUCAUGCAGAAACUGAGGACCCCAAAUGUAGCCCAGGUGGUCCAGGAGAGCAUUUUGGAAGAAGUGUCAGAGCAGACACGAGUCCUGGGGGAUGUCCUGGAUCUGUCUGUUGAGAAAAUUAUUCAGAAGGCUAAAAAGAAGAAGCAGUAUCUGAAAAUCUGGAGUGAUCUUGCAGAGCCUGGCAGCAGCAUCCUGGUGACCUCAGCAGAAAGGUUCUGCCAUGCACUGAAAUACACCAUGAUGCUCAAAGUGAAGGAGAAGUACCCCAGCCACCUGGAGACAGUGCUGCAGAGGCUGCUGGAGCAGAUCCUCACCUGUGAUGGGCUGCUCCCCUGCUCACGUUUCCAGACAGAACCGGUGACUUUAUUCCAGUUUUAUCGGUACCUGGAGAGGCACCACAUUGGCAGCCUGGAGAAGCACCUGGCCAAGCUGGCUAAGGAAGUGAUGCUGAUCGAGGAGCUGCAGUGCCCCGGGAGGCUGAAGACGCUGAAGAGGCUGAAGGGGAAGAGGCUGAGCCGGGGGGGGAGCGGCUGCGGCACCCUGCGGGCACGGGCUGUGCUGUUUUACACUGAUGCUCUGUCUGACUGUGACGCCGGGCUGCAGCAGGCUGCGUGCCUGGCUCUGAAGAACCUCAGGGCUGUGGAGAGCAUUGAGCAGGUUGCCCACCUGUGCCAGUCUGAAACAGAGGAAGUCAGGAAUGCAGCCAGGGAAACCACACUGUCCUUUGGGGAACGAGGCCGACAAGCCUUUGAGAAGAUGGACAGGAUCUGCUGUGAGCUGAGGGAAACAGCUCAGGAGGCUGAGAUUGAAAUCACAGUGUUUUAGCAGUGGCUGGGAGGAGCUGGAUCCCCACAGCCACACGGAUACCUGGGGGUUUGGUUUUGUCUGGUUUCCUUCUGUUCUGUCCCUGCUGCCUCCUGCCCCAGGACAGGUUUAUCUCCAAAGGGGACUGUCUGUGAUCUCCAUGGUGCAGCCUGGAAUGUGUUUUCUGUCUCUCAGCACAUGAGGAAGUACCAAGUGCUGGAUAAAUGAAAACUGGGAUCUCUGAGAAUGUGCAUCCAGGUCUUAACUGAAGUUUAAAUCCCCAUCUUGCUGGAAUGAGCUGCCCCUGCUCCAACUCUGUCCAGUAUGAUCUAUUAUCCCAGGAACUGAUUUAUUAAUUUGGCAUUCUCCAAGGAGAGAAAUGAUCACUCUCCCAGUCCAUCAACUGCCCUGUUAGAACAAAUCCAACACCUUUGUUUGGUGGUUUCCUUUGUCUGGGCAAUUUAUCUGCAGAAGGAAAACCUGCUGCUCCCAAAGUCACUUUGUUUAAGAUUGCUGCAGCUCAGGCCAGGCCCAGCAGGGCUCUGUCAGAGGUGUGUGAGCAGCAGGGCUCAGGGGCUCUGCCUUGUGCAGCUCUGACUGAGGAAGGGACAGGUUUGUUUUUUCAAAAUUCUGACUUCAGUCACAGACCAAGACUUCUCCUCCUGCUCCAGCCCUGGUGGGGCUCAUCCCCAGCCCUGGCUGGCAGGGUGCCCACGGGGAGCAAUACUUGAAAGGGUUGGGCU